UUUGUCAGCCCAGUCAGGGGUUUGCUAUAAAAGCCCGAGCUGCCUGCUGCACUUUCUGCUCUGCUGACCUGGAGACCCCGCCGUCCAAGAUGCAGACUCUCCUCCUCGUGGCGCUGCUCGGAUGCCUCGCCGCCGUGCUCGCGGCCCCUGGCACCCAGGUGAAAUGGUGCGUCAAGUCGGACAAAGAGUAUGAGAAAUGUAGGGCCCUGGCAGGCGUAGCUCCUGCGUUCACCUGUAUCAAGAGGGAGAACACCAUCGACUGCAUCACGGCCAUUAAGUCUGGUGAGGCUGAUGCCAUCACUUUGGACGGAGGGGACAUCUACACUGCUGGACUGAACAACUACAACCUGCACCCCAUUAUUGCUGAGGACUACGGUCCCUCUUCAGAGACCUGUUACUACGCCGUUGCUGUGGUGAAGAAGGGCUCCGGAUUCAAGUUCAGUGAGCUCCAGGGGAAGAAAUCCUGCCACACUGGGUUGGGGAAAUCUGCAGGCUGGAACAUUCCCAUAGGAACUCUGGUGUCCAUGAAUUUGCUUCCAUGGUCAGGCGUUGAAGACAAACCUGUGGAGGAGGCGGUGAGUGACUUCUUCAUGGCCAGCUGUGCCCCAGGGGCAACAAAGGGCAGCAAACUGUGUCAGCUGUGCAGUGGAGACUGCUCCAGGUCCCACAACGAGCCUUACUAUGACUACGGCGGCGCCUACCAGUGUCUGAAGGACGGCGUUGGAGAAGUGGCUUUUGUGAAGCAUCUCACUGUACCUGAUGCCGAUAAGGCCGACUACGAGCUGCUGUGCAAGGAUGACACCAGAGCGCCCAUCGACAACUACGCAAGCUGCCACCUGGCCAAAGUACCAGCUCAUGCUGUUGUCACCCGCAACGAUCCACAGCUGGCCGAAUUAAUCUGGAACAGCCUCAACUCAGUACAGGGCUUUGAUCUCUUCUCCUCUGCUGCUUAUCCAAACUCCAAAAACCUGAUGUUCAAAGACUCAACAGUGAAGCUGGUGCAGCUGCCCCCAAACACAGAUUCCUUCCUGUAUUUGGGUGCUGAAUACAUGAGCAUCGUCCGUUCCCUUAAGAAAGAGCCCACUGGCACUACAUCCACCGCCAUUAAAUGGUGUGCUGUGGGCAAAGCUGAGACGGACAAGUGUGACAUGUGGAGCAUCAACAGUAUCGCUGACGACGCCACCGCCAUUGAAUGCCAGAAUGCACAUACAGUUGAAGAGUGCAUGAAAAAGAUUAUGCGUAAAGAGGCUGAUGCAAUGGCAGUGGAUGGAGGACAGGUGUACACCGCUGGGAAGUGCGGUCUGGUUCCUGCUUUGGUGGAGCAGUACAAUGCCGAUCUGUGCAGCGCAUCUGGAGCCGUGGCCUCCUCUUACUAUGCUGUUGCUGUGGUGAAGAAGAAUUCAGGCGUGACCUGGGAAAACCUGCGGGGCAAGAGGUCUUGCCACACAGGCAUCGGCAGAACUGCUGGUUGGAACGUCCCCAUGGGCAUAAUCCACUCACAGACUAAUAACUGUAACUUCACUCAGUUCUUCAUUAGUGGCUGUGCCCCCGGAGCAGACCCCACCUCUUCAUUCUGUCAACAGUGUGCUGGCAGUGGCAAAGCCGUGGGAGAUGAGUCCAAGUGCAAAGCCAGUGCUGAAGAGCAGUACUACGGCUACGCUGGAGCCUUUAGGUGUCUUGUUGACGGUGCCGGCGAUGUUGCCUUCAUCAAACACACAAUCGUUGAAGAAAACAGUGGUGGCAAGAAUUCAGCAACAUGGGCUAGUGGUGUUAACGCUGACGACUACCAGCUGAUCUGCCCUGAAAAGGGUCCAGUGGCAGUCUCUGAUUACGUCAAUUGUCACUUGGCCGCCGUGCCCGCCCACGCUGUGGUGACUCGUCCAGAGAGCCGCAAUGAGGUUGUUCGCAUUCUCCUGGAGCAGCAGGUCAAGUUUGGCACCAAUGGCAACGAUCCCUCAUUCAAGAUGUUCCAGUCAGAUUCUGGAAAGAACCUCCUCUUCAAGGACUCCACUCAGUGUCUCCAGGAGGUUCCAGCUGGAACAAACUAUGAAGGGUUUUUGGGACAAGAGUACAUGACUUCCGUUAAUUCACUCAGAAAGUGCAGUGAAACCACCUCAGAUCUGGAGAAAUCUUGCACUUUCCAUUCCUGCCAGCAAAAAAACUAGUGGCAACCAUGGACCACGCGGUGCAUCAUUCAGCCUCCAAUGAUUCAAGCACCUUACCCACACUUCUCACACUCAACCCCAAAAUUGCAUUGUGCAUUUUCUUGCUGAUCCUUUUGUAGACCUGUUUUUAGAAGUACGACCAACAAGCAGAUACAUUGCACUACCACAACUUACAAAUCAAUCACCCUGUGACCAAUCACGCCCCCAUGUAGCUAUUUUCAUGCGGUUGAAACCUAAUGUUACGUUACCUUUGUUAUUGGAUCAACUAUGUUUUGUUAACAUGUGCCUGACUUUUCUCAAAUAAAGCCUUUUUAAUGCUC
Messenger RNA from Epinephelus lanceolatus (giant grouper), 2485 nucleotides. RefSeq names its product transferrin-a (gene tfa). The record is from RefSeq and is a predicted model, not a curated record. NCBI's taxonomy places the organism in Eukaryota, Metazoa, Chordata, Actinopteri, Perciformes, Serranidae. Gene Ontology annotation, biological process: antibacterial humoral response; iron ion transport. Gene Ontology annotation, cellular component: plasma membrane; early endosome; recycling endosome.